AUGGGCAAGGACCGACGUAUCCUUCCUCCCCCACAUGAACUUAUCCGCAACAUCUCUUUACCGACACCGUCACAACCUGUCGCUGGCCCGUCCUCAGAUUCUGUCAGAACGUUCGACUAUCCCCCUCAUGCCUCACCGGAGUCACAAGCGUCAACGAAGAUGUCUAUAUCUCAAUCCUCCACCAUACCAGCGCUUGAGAUUAUCGGCCUGCCUAAUAUGACGAGCCGCGACAAACGUCGAGAGCGCAACGGUCUGAGUAUCAUUCAUGAAGAUGCAAGCAUCGACGCCAUCGCCAUCGCAGCGAAAGACACAACGAAAGAGACAGACAGUGAAGCUACCAAGCACUCAUGGAGAGACCCAUCAAAGCAGAGGCUUGCUGACGAGCUGAGAUGGUCUAACUCAGCCGAGCCUGAGGAAUGGCAUCGAUAUGGUGCAGACAAGUCCCGCCUUCCCUCUGAUGCUCCGUCAAGACGUGCGUCCAUAUUUGGCCUACUCAGUCCCGAUCACGCCAAUCACCCGCUCCCUGUAUCUGUGCUUGUUUCACAACGCGCCCCACUUGUUCCUACAUUCCCUAACACUCCCGUCUCAGCGCCUGUCUCGUUGGUAGGGUCCAUGUAUGACAUAGGACAGCUGCCAACCGGUGCACCGCCUCCAGGGGGUCCUGUCAUUCCGUAUAUGAAUGAGAGAGAAGCACCCUCGCAACGUAGUUCACUUUACGCAGCCGCCCAGGCUGAAGGCAGGCGGUCACAGACCCCCCAAUCUUACGUGGCCUCCCCAGUCCCCACUGGUGUUUCCUACCCCGCACCGCCUAUUUCCAGCCAAACGGCUCCGUACAGGGUGGAGGCAGUUCCUCGACGCAUGAACGCCGGCCGAGUCUAA
Suillus discolor is the source of this 879-nucleotide messenger RNA. RefSeq lists its product as uncharacterized. Lineage: Eukaryota; Fungi; Basidiomycota; Agaricomycetes; Boletales; Suillaceae. The record is from RefSeq and is a predicted model, not a curated record. Bases 1 to 879 code for a protein of 292 amino acids. The transcript is spliced from 3 exons.